UACUCCUCCUCUUCCGGUCCCCAUCCCUUCUCUUUUUCUAUUGCUUUUGAUCGGGUGACGCCCAGCUGCGUUCGCAGAGGUUCUCGUUCUUAAUCGAUCGGUAUGCCUCCGACAUCUCAUAUCAUUUUAUGUUGAAGGGCAUCGGGAUCCUUAGCUUCCCCUCUGCUGUUGUGCUGCCAGCAAACGAGAUGCUGUUGCUUCUCUUUCUUCCUCGAUCUCCUUUGACACUCAACCGGUAACGUGGUUCUCCCCCUUUGCCUAAACAUCUUUAUUCCUUGUUUCUGGUAACUGGUGAUGCCUUCCUCCACCCAUGGAUGGGAAACCCCGCGUUUCUGACCCCAUUUUCUUGUGCCGCAUCUGCUUCUUUAGCCAAAAGAAAGAGACCGUAAGGUCUUAUGACUCCUCCAACUCCUCUCUGUCUUCCUCCUAUUUGAUCCCGCAAGCCAAUAGAAGCUUUAAGUUGUAGGAUGGGUUGUGUGCAUAGCAAGUGCUUUGACCAUUCCAAGAAGGGCUGCUGCAGCUGCGGCUGCGGCUGCGGCUGCAACUGCAACCGCUGCCUCCACUGCUCCCACUGCCGUGCCUCCGCCGACGAUGACGCCGAACCCUCCCGCGUCGACGAGGACGACCGCUUGCAGCAGCACAGCCACCUCAUUCGCCACGUCCUCUCCGCCGCCUCCCUCGGCUCCGCCGAUGUCCCCUCCGCCGGCCUCCGCCUGCAUUACUCCUCCCUCACGCAGCGGGGCUACUUCCCCGGCUCGCCGGACCGCGCCAACCAGGACAGCUUCUGCGUGAUGACGCAAUUCCAGGGCAACCCCGACCUCCACUUCUUCGGCGUGUUCGACGGCCACGGGAAGUUCGGUGCCGAGUGCGCCGCGUUCGUCCGCGACAAGCUCACGGCCGUCCUGUCCGCCGACCCUCGCCUGUGGGAGAACCCCGCGGAAGCGUACGACUCGGCUUUCGCCGCCACGAACUUGGCGCUCCACGAAAGCGAGAUCGACGACUCGAUGAGCGGCACCACCGCGAUCACGGUGCUCAUCCGGGGCGACACGCUAUUCGUCGCGAACGUAGGGGAUUCGCGGGCGGUGGCAGGUGUUUGGGAUUGGGACCGCGUGGUGGCGGAGGACUUGUCGAGCGACCACACGCCGUUGCGGAAGGACGAGUGCGAGAGGGUGAGCCUGUGCGGGGCGAGGGUGUUGACAGUGAAACAAUUGGAGAACGAGGGCGACGAGGAGAGCGAGGGCGACGAGGAGAGCGACGACAGCGGCGACCCGCCAAGGCUGUGGGUGCAGAAUGGGAUGUAUCCGGGGACGAUGUUCACCAGGAGCGUCGGGGACUUGGUGGCGGAGAGCAUCGGUGUUGUCGCCGUCCCGGAGAUCAAGGUGGUGAAGAUAACUGACAACCAUUCGUUCUUCGUCAUAGCAAGCGAUGGGGUUUUCCAGUUCCUCUCCAGUCAAGCAGUAGUUGACAUGGUUUCUAGUUUUGUGGAUCCCCGCGACGCCUGCUCAAAGAUCGUUGCUGAAUCCUACAAGCUGUGGUUGGAACGCGAAGGCCGGACUGAUGAUACGACGAUCAUCAUCGUCCGCAUCAAAGAUUUGUCUGAGAUGCAUCCAAUUGUUUGAGAUUCUUCUCAUCAGCUAAUAACCAUCAGCGAAGCUGUUGUUUCAUAGACAAGAACAGAGAAGGCGAUUCCUUUCCAUCAUUCUUAGUGGAUCUAUAGAUCAAUAGUGAAGCUAAACUGUUUGUAAGCUUGUUCCAAUUGACAAGAUCAUGUAUCAACCCAUGAUCUGGGGAUGGACUCACAAGUUUUUAGUUCAGUAAGAGUCUUCAUUUCAUGUUCAAACUGUUUAAAGCCGUCUUCAUGUGAGUAGAUUGGACUCAUCUCCACCGGUCUCUCCAUUUACAUUUCAA
This is a messenger RNA of Musa acuminata subsp. malaccensis (wild Malaysian banana), 1908 nucleotides long. Its product is annotated as probable protein phosphatase 2C 35. The record is from RefSeq and is a predicted model, not a curated record. NCBI's taxonomy places the organism in Eukaryota, Viridiplantae, Streptophyta, Magnoliopsida, Zingiberales, Musaceae. Gene Ontology annotation, biological process: peptidyl-threonine dephosphorylation. Gene Ontology annotation, molecular function: cation binding; protein serine/threonine phosphatase activity.